AUGUCGCAAGCGACUAGCCAACUCCCACCUGUCCGAGCAUGUCUCUUCGACAUGGACGGUCUUUUGAUCGAUUCUGAAGACUUGUACACAGUAUGCACCAACGAGACUCUACGAAAGUACGGCAAGCCCGACCUGCCAUGGAAUAUCAAGGCUCAACUUCAAGGACGUCCCGGCCCUGAGGCCGGUCAGAUCUUCCACGAUUGGGCCCAACUACCCAUUACUCGCGAAGACUUCCUCCAACAAACAUCGCUGCUGCAACAAAAGUACUUUCCCUCGACACAACCGCUACCCGGCGUCCGCGACCUACUGAGGGAUCUCGAUGCCAACCCAAACGUGCACAUUGCCCUUGCCACAUCCUCCAACAAGAACAACUUCGGCCUUAAGACCAAACACCUGGAAGACGUGUUCUCUGUCUUUGAGCAACAACACCGUGUCCUCGGCGACGACCCACGAAUCCCCUCUGGCAAGGGUAAACCCGCUCCAGACAUCUAUCUCCUCGCUCUCGAGACCAUCAACGCACGUAUCCGUAAAGAAGGAAAAGAGAAGGAAAUUACACCGGCCGAAUGUUUGGUUUUCGAGGAUAGUGUGCCUGGCGUAGAGGCUGGCAGAAGAGCUGGUAUGCAAGUGGUUUGGUGUCCGCACCCUGGCUUGCUGAAUGAAUACAAGGGUAGAGAGGAUGAUGUGUUGGCAGGAACGAGUAUUAUGAAGCAGUAUGGUGUUAGUAGUGGAGGUAGUGAGGUGCCUGGAAAGGUUGGAGAUGGAUGGGCGAGACUACACUUGACCCUUGAGGACUUCCCAUACAAGAGCUAUGGUAUGCAGGCAUAG
Messenger RNA from Aureobasidium melanogenum CBS 110374, 825 nucleotides. RefSeq names its product putative haloacid-halidohydrolase. Gene Ontology annotation, molecular function: phosphatase activity. The coding region runs from base 1 to 825 and encodes 274 amino acids. NCBI's taxonomy places the organism in Eukaryota, Fungi, Ascomycota, Dothideomycetes, Dothideales, Saccotheciaceae. The transcript has 3 exons. The record is from RefSeq and is a predicted model, not a curated record.